AUGGGAUCAGUCAAAUUGAACUGAUAAGUCCGUAAAUCACUUAACUUUAAAACGGCAGAGGUUGAGGAGAGAAACUGUAGACCUAAUGUGGCCUAUCUAAUCAAAAAAUGCACAUUUGGCGCACAAUUCCGUCGUCGACAACCAAUCCUAGUCUCUAUUCGAAAAUGUUUGGCACAUUGAAAACUUUGCUCUGGCGACGAAGACUAGUGGGCUUGGUAUGGAGAUGCUAUAUGUAUAUUUGAUACAUACCAAUCUUGCUAGGCUAUCUGUAUAAAUUACAUUUAAUAACUUACACUUCGAAUGAUAAAAUGCACUAGGUGUCACGUGCGCGUCCUACGGCUCCUCUUAAAGUGAAAUUAGAGGCACCUGUUGCGCUUUUGCCUCACGAAAGGAAAACCGUGUGGUCCCUUUCGUUGAUGCGGAAAGUUGGCAGAGUUUUAUAAUAUACUUUGCACAUUUAGUAUGUCUUAGUGACAACAUUACAAUGAAGAACACCCUGAAGAAAUAUUUUGCAAACAUGGACGAAUAUUUCGCCAGAAAUGGUCUUUACAGAAAAAUGGUGGCUCGAGAUGGGUCUUGUCUAUUUCGAGCCGUUUCUGAACAGCUGUACUACACUCAGUUCUAUCACCAGAAAGUAAGAACUGACUGUGUUAAUUUCAUGAGAAGCAACAGGAGCAUCUUUGAGACGUAUGUUGAAGGGUCUUUCGAGAAAUAUCUUGAACGUUUGGAAGACCCAAUGGAAACUGCAGGUCAAGUGGAGAUCAAGGCCUUGUCCCUGCUUCAUAGGCGGUGCUUUGUGAUCUAUAGGUAUCCUGGCGGUCCUCCAACAGAGAUCACACAGGAUGACUUCGUGGAUAAGAUUUUGCUAUGUUACUCCAACACCAAGCACUAUGACAUUGUCUACCCGAAGACCUAUGUCCCUUCAGCACGAAUAUGUCAAACAUUGCUCUAUGAGAUGCUGUACACCCAGGUUCUGGGCGUGGAUCCCAAGGACCUCCAGACGGCCACAGAGGUGUGGCACACCCGGCGCCACAGGAACAGCCACUCCAUGUGCAGUGAUGAAGGGGGCUACGAUACCCCUGAUGAGAGGAGAGAGGAUUGGGACCUGGAUGGCAAUUAUCAUAUUGAAGAUGAGGCAAGGCUGGAACUAGAUGAAUCAAAGGUUACAGAGGAACCAGCUACAUUCACUUUAACCUACCAAGUUGUCAAAUCUCUGGAUCCCAAUGUGUAUCGCAAUGUCGAGUUUGAUGUCUGGCACUUCACACGCCGAGAGCUAAGGAAGACUGAUUUCAUAGUAAUCGCAGGUAGACAGUACUUCUUGGGAGACAAAUGUCAGGUGCGCCUUGAUCCCAAGGGGAGGUACUACAACGCCUUUAUCCAGGAAGUGGGCACUAAGACCAGCGUAGUCACGGUGUUCAUUGAGGAGCUUGGAGAGCGGAUCCAGGUGUCCUUGGCUAACUUGAAGCCGGUGAAUCCUGUUCCUGCAUGUCAGGUGACGCCCAUCAGCCAAGGAGGCUCCUCUGACCAGUACUCCACAGAUCAGGAUUUUGAGGUACGAGGGAGGCGGCGCUUCUAUCGCAAGCCCCGUGCUAUUGCAGUGCCCCUUCCCUGUUCCCGCGCACAGCCUGGCAUGGGUCCCCGCUUCCAGCCCGCCCCCGGGAACAUGCCCCCUGGCCGGCCAGCCGGGUUCCACGGACCCCCGAUGCCCCCUAGAGGCAUGGAGUGCGAGCACUACCGCCCGCACCCCCACCCCAACCCUCGGGCCCACCGCGGCGCCGGCUCCCCCAGACGCUCCUCUCGCUUUGUGAAUCGCCAUCACCUCAUUGGGCCAGAGGUGUCCUUUUAUCACAAUGCUGGCAAGCGCUGUUACCAGAGCUUUGAAAACUACUCCUUCAGACCUCGAGUCCGGCGCCACAUGCAAACUAUUGCCAAGGAGUGCCAGUUCAGCUUGGUUCCCAGUGGUGCGGAGGAGAUCCAAGAUAUGGGGGGUCCAGUAACCUUCUAUGAUCUUGACAAAGGCAGCCAGAAUGCCUUUCCCCCUUUGCAGGGCCAGCCAGUGGGGCGGCCGAUGGUGGCAGCGGCUGCGUCCUACUGGGUGCCCCGAGGGUGUAGCCCCUCCCCCACGCCCAGGGACCAGGCCGUCACCUCCUCAGAGGAGGACACUGACGAGAGGAGCACUGCAGGAGAGCAGGGAGAAUAUUCGGGGGACUAUGUUUACUCUGCAGGAGAUGCUGGAUAUGAGAACCCGUCAGUUUACACGGCAGCAGAGUCUACAGCCAACUUGACCAUCCAGGAAGGUGGCUCGUGCACUGGUUCAACACAAGAGGGCGCCGCUACAUACAGCUACUCUCAGCAGGUGGUGGUCAAAUCUGCUGUGAUCGCGUCUUCUCAACCGGUCACCCACCCCACAGCUGAUCUCUUCACGGCCAACUCCUCAUCCACUUCCUCCUCCAGGAGCUCGGACACACCACCGGACUCCCAGCCCUCCUACAUCGCCCACCAUGGGCAGGCCCCAGCAGCUAGGCCAGGUAUAUUCAUGUCUUACCCGUGGCAUGUUAAUGAGAUGGCCGAGGCAGUAGGAAUGGUCGCUCCGCCACCCUACUCCUGUGACCCCAAUGGGAAUGACCUUCCCGACGACUAUAAAGUUAUUCAGUACUAUUUCAACCUUGGAGUGCAGUGCUAUCAGUCGUAUUUGCACUCCAUGGUGCACUCGCACCCGGCCUACCAGCAGCAGGGCACGGAGGGCCAGUGCCAGUCCUACCCCAGUAACGCCCUCGACCACACGGUGCCCGAGUCCUACUCCGAGCCGGGUGGCGCAGGGCUCAACGCACAGACGGAGGCGCCCACCCAUGGCCCCCCUUGAGCUUGGACCAGCCCCCUGCUGCCCCCCCUGGCACGGUCUUCUACCCCCUGGUGCAGGAGCCCCGGAGCCAGUCCUUCCUCCCCCACCUGUACGAGCCCUACAUGCCCCCUCUGCCGCCCCCGCCGCCCCCUGCCACCUACCACUACGUCGCCACCUGGAUCCCCGGGGCCCCGGGACAGCCCUGGGUGCACGCCCACCCGAUAGACUACAACACUGCGCACCCCCAGCACCACUCCCGCCCACCACACAACGCCCACCUCGUGCACCACCUGCCCCCCAACGUGUAGCAGCCACCCCAGGGUGGAGGGGGCACCACCCAACGUGUAGCAGCAGCACCCCAGGGUAAAGGGGGCACCACCAGGCACCUUGUUUAUGUUUUCACCUCAGAGAUGUGAUUCGGGCCUCGCCUUGAGGCUUUUUUUUCCCCCCAUGUUGAAGCAUCGCUUGUCUUUCUCACGGUUUGUUGUUACAGGGUUGAUAUUUUUGCACAUUGGAAGGCACAGGGUUCCCACGGUUACUGCUGGUCUGAAUGUGUCUCUUGGGCCGCUUCUGUCCGCUUAGCUCAGGUGAAAUCUGAAUCUGGUUUUCCCUAUGCGUGUGUUACCAGUGUUUCCUAAGGUUUAGAAUUGUGUCAGGAUUUUAUUUUGUUAAAUGGUCACUUUCCACA
Alosa alosa (allis shad) is the source of this 3530-nucleotide messenger RNA. RefSeq names its product ALG13 UDP-N-acetylglucosaminyltransferase subunit (gene alg13). Gene Ontology annotation, biological process: protein deubiquitination. Bases 485 to 2863 code for a protein of 792 amino acids. The transcript is spliced from 24 exons. Gene Ontology annotation, molecular function: cysteine-type deubiquitinase activity. Lineage: Eukaryota; Metazoa; Chordata; Actinopteri; Clupeiformes; Clupeidae. The record is from RefSeq and is a predicted model, not a curated record.